Messenger RNA from Laccaria bicolor S238N-H82, 1236 nucleotides. RefSeq lists its product as uncharacterized. The record is from RefSeq and is a predicted model, not a curated record. The transcript is spliced from 6 exons. NCBI's taxonomy places the organism in Eukaryota, Fungi, Basidiomycota, Agaricomycetes, Agaricales, Hydnangiaceae. Bases 1 to 1236 code for a protein of 411 amino acids.
AUGGUUUUUAUCGCUCCAUUCAUCGCUGCUGCCCUUUCCUUUGGCUUCGCAUCUGCACUUCCUCGACCGGACAGCUCUAUUAAUGAGCCCGCUGUCUCCGCACCAAACGGUAUCCCAAUAACGGACACCUCGGGAGUCGCCUCUAAGACAGCAAUUUCAACCCAGGCGAGCUCUACUGCUGGCAUGUACCAAAAAAACUCUGGUUCCAGCGAUAACUCCGGAAGCCAAUAUGGAUCUGGCAGUUCCUGGAUGUCUUCCUCUACUAAGAAGGACACCGCGACCUCGGCAACACCUGUUGCAUCCUCGACACCUUCUUAUGGCUCAGGAACAUCUAACUGGGGUAACUCUGGCUACAACGAUUGUGUCCAACAAUGUGUCGCGUCACAUGGUGCUGUACCAGCCCCGUAUCAGGCCACAGCAACUUCAAACUCUGGUGGAAGUUCCGGAACUGGUGCCACCCAUACAGUGAUCGUUGCUCCGACUCAGGGUGUGCUGAGGUAUAUUCCGUUUGCUGUUAAUGCUUCUGUUGGGGAUACUGUCAAAUUCAUGUGGGGAGCUAAUAACCACACCGUCACUAAAUCAUCGUCCCUUCUGCCUUGCAACCGCUCCGCAGACGCCCUCUUUACAUCUGGCAGUCACGACAAGGACUUUGUCUUCACUCAAAUUGUUAACGACACCAACCCAACGUUCUUCUACUGUGCUACCCCCAAUCAUUGUCAGAAGGGCAUGUUCGGGAUCAUUAAUCCACCCAGCGCUCUUGGGUCUGCUACAUCUGUCUCCGGAAUGAUGCAAUCCCUCAGUGCCAACAGUCCCAAUGUUGCGGCAUUUGUUGCCGAUUCCUCUAAGCAAACUGCGAACAACGUUGCAGCGUCCAAGUGGGGCGGAAAUAUUGACAUGGCAGCCCUCCCCGAAUGGUCACACCAAUAUGUUGCAGAGAAUGUUCUGUAUACUCGAAACUUCUUGGCGGCCAACGCUGAGGUUUUGAAAGAAAGUGGUGCCGUCGACCUCAGCGCUGCAGGGACAACUCCUUUAAUGAUCCCUCAAGAUCUUAGCGCCGCGCUAAUAAACGCGGCUCCAUCCCCGGCUACUGCUGCACCCCCUACAAAUACUGAAGCUGCUGCGCAAACGGCAUCGACGUCAGCGACAACUGGCGUGGCUUCCAGCGGCGGAGUUUCGAUUUCUCCCAGAUUCACCAUCGGUGUCUCCGUCGUACUCGCGAUGGUUUUCCUGUUGUGA